Messenger RNA from Salvia hispanica, 1257 nucleotides. The record is from RefSeq and is a predicted model, not a curated record. NCBI's taxonomy places the organism in Eukaryota, Viridiplantae, Streptophyta, Magnoliopsida, Lamiales, Lamiaceae.
UUCAAAAAUGGGAUUGAGUUUGGUGUAAAUGGUUGGAGAUGGCCUAAUGGCAGGAUGAAAGGGGUACGUGGUUAAGAAGAUAGUUUCGUAGGAUUAUUUUAAGGUCAUGUUCAAGUCUUCAUUUAAUUGGGUCAGAUUAAAUUUUCCAAUACGCAGCAGAUGUUCGAUGAAAAUCCCAACUGAAGACUAUAAUAAUUUUGGUGGAAAUGUUGUUUUGCAAGAGGCCAAGAAUGAUCCGGAUAUGGAGCCCAGAAGAGCCAAGUUAUACAAUGCCAAAUCGAGGCAGACCUAUUCAACUGGCAAGAGGACUGCAAAGGGGCCGCAGUUGUCUGAAAUCCAAACAGAGAAUAAGCCAAAGGGAAGAAUCAAUUUGGUAGGGAAUGGAACCAUGGCAGAAUAGCAACAACACAAUAUUCCCUAUUGAGAGACAGCUAAGCAGUACCUUUCCCCUCCCCAAUGAUGAAGGUGGUUUUGUUGCAUCAAAGAGUCAACAGAUAAAGGGGGGCAUAACAUGAUCAUUUACCUCCCAGUCAAGAAGAUUGUGGAUUGCCCAAUAGCAUCACUCACCACUCUAAUUCAAAAUUUUGCUGCCUGCUUUUUUCAGUUUCUCAACCCUCUCCAUAAAUAGUAUUUGCCUUGUUCUUGGACCUAUUGAAAUGGAUCCUUCUAAAAUAGGCACUGAGGAAUGCAGCAGCAGUGAAUCCGGGUGGACGACGUACAUAGCCUCCCCAGACCUCGAGGACGAAUAUGCCGAUCAGAACGAAGAAGAUGACGACGAUGGUGAUGAUGAUGGCAAUGUAGCCCAAAAAGGGUUCAAAAAGGUUGCGCGAGAAGAGGCAGCAGCUGAUAGUGAUGAUUCGAUGGCCUCGGAUGCAUCCUCUGGUCCAAGUGAUCAAUAUUAUUAUCUCGGAAGAAGCCAUGGAGGUUUCAUCCAUGCAGGGAGAAACAAUCAAAGAAAGUGGACUGCAAAGAAGCAGGAAGAGAAGAAGAAACAGAUGAGAGGAGAAAAAGACAAAUCAGGCAACAGUGCAAGAAGAUUGAAGAAAUUUUAACCAUACUUUUUCUCAACAGCUCCACUUUUGUGAAGGUAUGCACAAAGUUUUGUAGCUCUUAAUCCAUGUUUAUAGCAAUAUCAUGGAGUAUAAAGAAAUGGGUUAGUAGAACAUGUUUUUACUGGGUUUUUUUUUUGUGGUUUAUGAUAUGGUCUCACUUGUAAAGUUACUGAAAAUGCAUAGACACUGUCAUGAUUUUGAGGCU